UAGAUUGGUUGGACUCUGAGUCACCAUGCCAUCUUCAGGGCGUGGCGCAGUAUUAUCAGACGGACAGACUGUGUCAGCUGACGCUCCCCGACAGACGCGGAGGGGCGUUGUCCAGCGCCACGUCCGGAGUGCCGGGAGCAGGGACCCGACACACCGCGAGUACCAUGGCCGUCAUGGCCGGGCUUCGCAGCCUGCUCGUGUUUGUGUCACUGUCUGUCUCUGUCAGCCACGGCUGCAGCCUGUACGGCAUCUGUGACAUCCCCUGCUGCGACGUGACGCCAAGUUGCUCCAACGCAAUACGAGUUGACUGCAGUGACUGUCGUGACAUCGAUGUGAUCACACUCACCGGCGGAUAUGUUCCACCUUCUGUUCAGGAGCUCUUCAUCUCAGCUCGGUACCUAGUGACCAUUCGCAGUCAAGCCCUGUUCAACCUGAGGUCUCUACGCAGAUUGGUCAUCGACCUCAAUUAUGCGGGAACGUUGAACGUCGAUGAAAAUGGAUUAACGUUUCCAAAAAACACCAACAUACGUGAGAUCCAAAUCGAAAACGCAGAUAUCGUUACCCUGGCAACCUCUGCAUUCGGAGGCUUUUUGAGAUAUGACACGGAAAUCGAACUAGAUCAUAUCAAACGUCUUGUUAUGCACCAAAACAGCUUUAAUUUCACAUCCAAUGUCAUUGGACCCAAGAUUUAUAUAGAACGUGUUGAUGAGCUACAGCUGCCACCCCAUUCACUGAACGCACCAAUCCGAGGCCUCGUCCUGUCCGAAGUGAAAAUGAAAACAUGCUUGUACGGAAGUUUGAGUGGAAACAUCUCACAUAUCAAUCUGAUCAAGGUCAAAAUGAACGAGGUCCGUAAAGGAUGCAUUAGAGCGACACGUCUAGAUGAACUUUCCAUUAUUUCGAGUGAAUUGGGGACAGUUCGUUCUAAAGGAAUCUACGGGAAGCUAGACAGUCUGUGCAUAAGGAACACAAACUUCAGCCAUAUCGAGCAGGAGGGGCUUUCACUUUCGGUGACAACACUAAGGAUCAAAAAGAGCAAGCUCGGUGAACUCGACCCUCAAUCCCUGAAGGUGUCUGCCCGUGAAUUAAUAAAUCUCGACGACAUAAACAUUUCAAAACUGCGUAUAAGGGGUUUGAGUGGCUUACUCCUGUCCAAUGCAUGGGGAGGCUCUCAGGAAACCGACAUUCAGCAGACGUUGAGUAUUACCAACAUGGCAGUACAGGACUUUGAUGAAGGAGCUCUAGCAUUUUCGGAGCAGACGACGAUCGCCUUGUACGGGUAUCUGAAGGUCCCCGUCCCUGGGGAGAACUGUCCACGGGAUGAAUGGCUCUACCGGUUGGUUGGAAAGCCACAGGGAUUCACGCUAUCAGACAACGACAAAACGGUGUUCGGUAAGCUGAGGCGUAGCUGGAAUUGUGCCGGAAGCAAAGCUUUGACGACUGCCACGCCAGCUAUACGCUACGAGUCCAAUCAGUCGCGGGAUGAGCCAGGCGACACUGCAAGGGCGCCUCAUCACACGUCCAUACCGUCUCCAGAAACGACCUCCUCGACCGCCCCUUCCGAGGGAACAACUGACGGGACUUUCGAGAAGGACUCCACCAUCACUCCUCCAGGUGACAACGGUCAGCGACCAGAACCUUCGAACGGGCAUGCGAGUCUUGCUUGGCUGGUCUCGAUUCCAGUGCUAAUAGGGAUCGUGCUCGUAGUCUACAUUUCCUACAAAAGGGGGUUGGGUGAACAAUUUGGAUGUAUCAAACGAGAGAAUGACACCUCCCAGAAUUCUCGCACACCACAGCCAAGCAAGGAAGAAACCAAAGGAGAAUCCGAAGGCGAGCAGUUUAUGCAGCCGGGAGGGUCCGAAGCCGAUAGCCAGAAGUCCUAAUCAUGUUACGGCAGUAGGCUGCAGUGCUGCUUCUGGAUGGAUGAAUGAGGAGAUUCAAGGUGGCUUGAAUCACAAUGAUAAUUUUGUGACGGUAGUCUUGUGCUUGAAUCACCUCAUCCGUUAUCAGUAUACCUACAAGUAUACUGAAGUAUGUUGCAGUAAGUUGAAGUAAGUUGAAGCUCUGCUCAUUGUAAUUCAUUUAGACGAGCAGCUCAUGUUAACGCAGUUAUAACACUCCUAAUGAUCAUUAAUCAAGCAUGAAGCAAAGCUGGAAGAGCGUUUGUGAAGGCUUAUCGCAGUUUUGCUCAACGUUUUCAUAUUAAACUGAUUAAUUAAGUCAUGAUUAGAUACGGAGAUCAAUGGGCUGUUUUGUCUUUAUGUUGCUAUAAGAUGCUCUACAUGCAUGCUUAGCUCGCUUGCUAUGCCUAUGGUUCUAAGGGUCACCCGCUGUAGCUGGAAAUAAAUGAAAGAAUGUUA
This is a messenger RNA of Amphibalanus amphitrite, 2360 nucleotides long. RefSeq lists its product as uncharacterized. The record is from RefSeq and is a predicted model, not a curated record. Lineage: Eukaryota; Metazoa; Arthropoda; Thecostraca; Balanomorpha; Balanidae. Bases 165 to 1883 code for a protein of 572 amino acids. The transcript is spliced from 2 exons.